AUGACGAAACGCACGAAGAAGGUCGGCGUCACGGGAAAAUACGGCACAAGAUACGGCGCCUCGCUCCGCAAACAGGUCAAGAAGAUGGAAAUCAGCCAGCACGCCCGCUACACGUGCACCUUUUGCGGCAAGACGACGGUCAAGAGACACAGCGUCGGCAUCUGGAGCUGCCGGAGCUGCAAGAAGACCGUCGCGGGCGGCGCGUGGACGGUGUCGUGA
This is a messenger RNA of Letharia lupina, 219 nucleotides long. RefSeq lists its product as uncharacterized. The record is from RefSeq and is a predicted model, not a curated record. NCBI's taxonomy places the organism in Eukaryota, Fungi, Ascomycota, Lecanoromycetes, Lecanorales, Parmeliaceae. Gene Ontology annotation, biological process: translation. The transcript has 3 exons. Gene Ontology annotation, molecular function: structural constituent of ribosome. The coding region runs from base 1 to 219 and encodes 72 amino acids. Gene Ontology annotation, cellular component: ribosome.